UUUCCAAAGAUUUCGAAAAUGGAGCCUCUCACAACUACUUAUCCUCUGAAGUACUCAGUGCCCAAAGCCAGGGUCUUCGUUGUCUUUCUGUCGAUGCUUUUGUGUACCGCCAUUCUCUGCCUGCUGCAACUCAGAUUUUUUAAACCUAAAUUCAAAGAUUUUUAUUCUUUUGAAGUCAAGGAUUCACGAGGAAGGACCAUUUCCUUGGAAAAGUACAGAGGGAAAGCAACUUUGGUUGUAAACGUGGCCAGUUACUGCCAACAUACAGACAAAAAUUACAUCGCACUGCAGGAACUACACAGAGAGUUUGGCCCCUCCCACUUCACUGUGCUGGCUUUUCCUUGCAACCAGUUUGGAGAAUCAGAGCCUAGUUCAAGCCAGGAAAUAGAAUCUUUUGCCAAAGGAAACUAUGGAGUAACCUUCCCUGUUUUCCACAAAAUCAAGAUCCUAGGAUCAGAAGCAGAGCCUGCCUUUAAAUUUCUAAUAGAUUCUUCAAAGAAAGAGCCUCGAUGGAAUUUCUGGAAGUACCUUGUCAACCCUGAGGGUAAAGUUGUGAAAUUCUGGAGACCAGAAGAGCCCAUAGAAAGUAUCAGGCCAGAAGUAGCAUCAUUAAUCAGGCAGAUUAUAAUGAAAAAAAGAGAAGACCUUUGAAAAAGACCACUCACAUUGUGAAUCUGUUCAACAGCGUGAGCACAGCCUUACUGCAUUCCUGGGAAAUGCUGCUAGAAGCUAAACCAUAAGGAGAUUGUACUUCCAUUUGGUGUUAGUAUUUUCAGCUACACUAUGUCUGUAAAAUUUGGACUGGCUCCUGCACAGGCCUUGAGAAGCACCAAGGUUACUGAGAAUGGCAAGGUGCUCAAUACCUUGCACAGACAAACCUUCCAUUUCAGUAAAGUUUCUGAAUGUUUCUUUAAAUUGCUUACAAUAGCUAAUUACAAUUAUGACAAGCAGGGAGAUAGUUGAAGAGAAUUUUUUGAUAAAUUACUCAGUAUUUGCACAAAUGAGUUUGUUUCCUCUCUACCAGUAACCCAUACUGUUAGCACAGAAUUGCCCUGAAAGACAUGGGGCCCAGAGACAUCAUGCCAGGUGUUUUAGAGACAAAUGCAACUGAAGAUACCAGCUUUGCAGUGUGUUCCAAGGGAGGAUUACUGAAUUGUGAAGCUGUUAACUUAGUUGUAAAAAAAUGUA
Messenger RNA from Apus apus (common swift), 1188 nucleotides. RefSeq names its product glutathione peroxidase 8 (putative) (gene GPX8). The record is from RefSeq and is a predicted model, not a curated record. NCBI's taxonomy places the organism in Eukaryota, Metazoa, Chordata, Aves, Apodiformes, Apodidae. Gene Ontology annotation, molecular function: glutathione peroxidase activity. The coding region runs from base 19 to 651 and encodes 210 amino acids. The transcript is spliced from 3 exons. Gene Ontology annotation, biological process: response to oxidative stress.